ACUAUGCAUGAUGGGCUUAUGCACUUCUACGGCAUGGCGACGCAGCCGCCGGCGCCAAAACAUGGCGGUUAAUGCUGGCCUUCAAAUGUCACUGAAAGGACUACAUGGCUCUACACAUGAGUAGCGAUUGAUCUCAAGUAACACGAUUCCCUCCACUAUUAGCCAUAAAGUCAGAAAGGUCGUCGUCGUAUAUCUCACUGUUGGAAACACAUCAUCAACAAUCAUGCCAGGAAGGUUCUCGUUGCGAUCUUUACUAAGACGAGAGCGGCGCUCACAUCUACCCACAAUCACGCCGCUGGACUCCAUACAUCAUAACGUUGACGGUCUCUGCCAAUUCUGUGCGAGCCUCAAUCUCCAUGCUCAGGAUUUCAAGGGCUCUCGCAACACAACCUCGGUGCAUCGCCAAGCAAGUUUCCAAAAGGUCAUCUUCCCCCCGGCCCACAUCAUUCGAAGACAGGGCUGUUUCUUCUGCAAAUUUCUCUUGACAGCCAUCAUCAACAGCAACGUCAAGCCACUGGAAUGGUCGGAGCCGUGUCAAGAUUUGGUGGAGCUCAGCCUUGAGUGGGUCAAGGACGGUCGCAGUCUUCAUGAUUCUGUUUCUGCUUCACCUUCGACUCGACGCUUACGCGUUUCUGCCAACAAUGAUGUACUGCCAGAUGCGUACCUAAUUUUGAUGGCAUCCGAAGCCUCAAGCAAACAAUUUCUCGGAAGAACGAUCGAUUCUUCGACAAUCGACAUUCCCACACUCGGUCGCUGGCUUACCACUUGCAGAGAUGGUCACGAAGGCUGUCGUGAAGCAACAGGCAUCUCCGCUGCAGAGCCUUUGUAUUCAAACCCUUCCUUCAGAAUGAUCGAUGUCAAGAGAAGUUGUAUUGUAUCCGCGAAAGCCGAACCAUUUGUCGCGCUGAGCUAUGUUUGGGGCAAGGAUCCCUUCUAUAGAGCGUUGAAGGACAACAUCGAAACCUUGAUGCAGCCAGGAGGGCUAUCAUCUACUUCAAUAGACAUCCCUCGCACCAUAAAGGACGCGAUGCAUCUAACCAAUCUGCUAGGAUACAGAUAUCUAUGGGUCGACAGUCUCUGCAUUGUCCAGGAUGAUUCCAGCGAUUUCGCCAGAAUUGUAUACAACAUGGACGCAGUGUACAAUCUUGCGACACUAACGAUAUGCGCUGCAGGUGAGGAUGCAAAGUCCGGCUUGCAUGGUGUUACCAACGGGAGUCGAAAGCUUCGCCAGGCAAUUAUACGCUACAAUGAAGAGGUGCACCUGAUGGUCACUCGCCCUGCAGAAUUCUUCGUCGAACAAAGCCGUUGGAAUACCCGGGCAUGGACUUUCCAGGAGCGCGUCUUCUCCAGAAGGUGUCUCAUCUUCGUCGACGAGCGUGCAUUCUUCCAGUGUCGACAAUCAGUAAUGUGCGAAGACAUACACAUGGAAGACGACAUCUCUUCCAACGACUCACCCAUGUGGUCUCUGGAGGUAAAGGAUGCGAUGGACCGAAUUUUCUUGGAGCACCCUAUACGGCAAUACUUGAAAUUUGUUCAACUAUACACACAACGGGAGUUGACGUAUUCAACUGAUAGACUGGCCGCCUUCUCCGCGAUUGCGGCACGUUUGAGCAAGAGUUUGAAUAAUACGUUCUGUGCUGGGUUGCCAGCAUCCCAUUUUGAUUUCGCGCUGUUGUGGACGCCAAGCAAGCAGCAGCCAAGAGCGUCACCUGCAAGAAUUCCUUCAUUUGCGUCCUGGGCGUGGGCUGGCUGGACCGAUGGAUCGGAAUACUCUUACUCGACGCUGGAGGGAGUACUCGUCAAUAUGCAUGAGUGGCUUACCUCUCGUACAUGGAUCGAUUGGUACAUGGUCAAACCUUCCGAGUCCCCAUCACUUGUCUGGGACGGCACACAUUCAGGACCCGCAGGCCGAUGGGAAGGCUACACAGAACCUACUGAUUUCAGUCCUUACGGCCGAACACAAAAUUGCGGACACAAAGACGGAAAGGAACUGGAUUGCUUCUCUGACCGUAGCGGAAGAUCAGAUGAAUCAACGGAGCCUUUUAAAAGCGGAACUGAAUAUGAUAUUCUUCAGUUCUGUACCCAUUCGGCUUUCUUCCGAGUGGACCCAGUCAGAUCUUCGAAUUCCGACCUAGGAGAAAUUUUGCAUUGGUAUAGUAUCUUCGACGCUGAAGGGAAUUGGUGCGGAAAAGUGAUGCUUGAUCAAUUAUGGGCCAAUCACGGCGAUACGCCAGAAGAGCAACAUCUUGAUGAGUUCAACGAGAUUCGGAAACCGCGCACCUCAAUAGUCGAAGAUACAGAAAAGAUACAUGAGUUCAUCGCGAUAUCAGAAGCGCGGGGCUUCUCCACUGAGGAGCACGACAGUUGGACUUGUUGGGAUCCUGUAUGGGAAUUGUAUUAUGUUCUGCUUAUCGUUACGGACAAAGACAGCAUUUCGGAGAGAAGAGGACUUGGAAAAAUCUUCAAAGACGCAUUUAGGAGGUCUCACCAGCCAGGGUACUCGUGGAAACAAUUAAUAAUGAGAUAGCGGAUUGAUUGCUCAUGUUAAUCUCACUCGUUUGUAGACUCUGAUCCUCAGACGUUUUUGUGUUUCUCUGUCAGAAUCU
Boeremia exigua is the source of this 2606-nucleotide messenger RNA. Its product is annotated as heterokaryon incompatibility protein-domain-containing protein. Lineage: Eukaryota; Fungi; Ascomycota; Dothideomycetes; Pleosporales; Didymellaceae. The coding region runs from base 224 to 2527 and encodes 767 amino acids. The transcript has a single exon. The record is from RefSeq and is a predicted model, not a curated record.